This is a messenger RNA of Bicyclus anynana (squinting bush brown), 677 nucleotides long. Its product is annotated as gloverin-like. NCBI's taxonomy places the organism in Eukaryota, Metazoa, Arthropoda, Insecta, Lepidoptera, Nymphalidae. The record is from RefSeq and is a predicted model, not a curated record. The transcript is spliced from 5 exons. The coding region runs from base 92 to 634 and encodes 180 amino acids.
CUUGGCAUUGUUUGGUAUUGAAUGGUAUAGUUUUAUCACCUACAUAUAGUUGUGUAUAGAGCUGUAUAAAUUACAAAAACUGGUUAUCACCAUGCUGUCAGCAGUCAUUGGCUUUGUGUUACUGGCAUGCGCAUAUGCGCAAGUAUCUCAACCACCCCACUAUAAGGAAAAAUAUCCAGACAUUUAUAAGUUUGUCAAGCAAGCUCGUCGUCCCCGUGACGUCACAUGGGAUACGAAAGCAGGAGAUGGCAAGGUCUUCGGCACCCUCGGCAAUAAGGACGACGGCAGUCUCUUUGGUAAAGCGGGCUACAAGCAAGACAUAUUCAACGACGACAGAGGCAAGCUGACCGGCGAGGCGUACGGCACUCGUGUACUGGGACCCACUGGUGACGCCAGUCUCUUGGGCGGCAAGCUCAACUGGAACAACGCCGCUAAGGACGCUGAGGCUAACUUCGAACUGACAAAACAGAUUCAUGGAAGGACUGGCGCUCAGGCAGAUCUCUCCAAGGUGUGGAAUUUGGACAAGAACACGCGCAUCUCAGCGGGAGGUCACGUGUCGCAGGCUGACCUCGGACGCGGCAAGCCGGACUACGGCGUCGGCGCUAAGUUCGAACACUUCUUUGGCGGUUUUUAAGGCUAAAAGACAACUUAUAUGCAAAAUAUAUUAUAAACGACUA